Melanotaenia boesemani (Boeseman's rainbowfish) is the source of this 1539-nucleotide messenger RNA. RefSeq names its product tetraspanin-13-like. The transcript is spliced from 6 exons. Gene Ontology annotation, cellular component: membrane. The record is from RefSeq and is a predicted model, not a curated record. Lineage: Eukaryota; Metazoa; Chordata; Actinopteri; Atheriniformes; Melanotaeniidae. Bases 256 to 870 code for a protein of 204 amino acids.
CUGGAUGAUCAUUAACUCCCUCUGAGUUUAUUUUUUUUUUCCUUUCCGGGUUCGUGGGAACUGACUUUCCUCCAGCUAAUCACCUGCAUGCGGAGUAAGAAACGAGUCAUACGUAACAGCGCGCAGUCUCAGUGCAGGAAGCGGGCUGGUCUCCACCUGCAGAGGACCCACAGAGCACCGGAGCGGAGUCACGCAGCGAGCCGCAGGAGCACUUCUAACCCGGCUAUCUGAGGAGAGGGUCCGGACAGAGCGACCAUGGUCUGCGGGGGGUUUGUUUGCACCAAGAACGCACUUUCUGCGCUCAAUAUCCUCUAUGUUAUGGUGAGUCUGCUGCUGAUUGGGGUGGCAGCCUGGGGGAAGUGGUUCGGCCUGGUCUCCAGCAUCAGUGUGGUGGCGGGGGUCAUCGGGGUGGGCUCCUUCCUGCUGCUGGUUGCCUUCGUGGGGCUGUGCGGAGCCCUGAAGCACCACCAGGUCCUUCUCUUCUUCUACAUGAUGAUCCUCUUCGUAGUGUUCGUGUUGCAGUUCUCCAUCUCCUGUGCAUGUCUGGCUCUGAAUAAAGACCAGCAGAACCAGCUGCUGGAGGCUGGAUGGAACAAAUCUGAGGCCAUGCAGCAGGACGUGGAGAAGACGCUCAACUGCUGCGGCUUCUCUUAUGUUAACCACAACAGCUCCUGUCCUGCUCAAUGCUUCAGCAACCCGCCAUCCUGCGACACCUGUUCACACACCCUGCAGAGCUACGCCAGGGAGGUGCUGCAGUUUGUGGGCGGCAUCGGGCUCUUCUUCAGCUUCACAGAGAUCCUUGGAGUUUGGCUCACGCACAAAUACAGAAACCUCAAAGAUCCUCGAUCCAACCCCGGAGCCUUUCUGUAACCGCUCGUUAAAAGAAACCAGAACUGCACUGUUCAUUGUUCACUAACUUCUUUCUUUUCUUGUAUUUUAUAAGUUAUUUGUAUGAAGGUGAAAAGUGAGGCUGUAACUCCAGCACGAAGUCUGGAGUCACAGUAAGAAGUAGAAAAUACAGCAGCAAUAGUUCUUUAUCUUUGGUGAUUUAAUGCAAAUAUUAAUCUAAAAUGCUGACGCUCUGCAUGUCUCACAGAUAAAAUCAGCAGCUUAAUAAAAACUGAGCACUUUGCUUUAGUUCUGCAGAGUUCUACAUCUGGCUCGGUGGAUUUAUCUUGCUCCACUCUUCACUGGUAAAAAUGAAGGAAGGACAUAUUGUCAUUGUUUUACUCUUCGUACUUUUGUUCCUGAGUAAAUGAGUUUAGAAAAUUCCUGAUUUGAAUUUUGCAUGUUUGGUAGCUGCUUCACGUCACGUCUCCAGCUGAGAUGCAGUCUGACGCUGGUUACAGCCCAGACGGAUCAGAUGUCAGUAAACCCACUAACGAUGUCAUUUAUUAAUCUAAGACAGUAAAUUCUUCCUUUCAACCUGCGCUGCUCUCUGUCCGGGCAGCCCGUCAUGUACAUUGUGUUUGGUGUUAAUAUGUUUGUAAAUCUGUAACUUGUGGUGAGUUUGACAUAAAGACCGGAAAUGUCCUGGAA